This is a messenger RNA of Pteronotus mesoamericanus, 1351 nucleotides long. RefSeq names its product ribosomal RNA processing 15 homolog (gene RRP15). The transcript is spliced from 5 exons. NCBI's taxonomy places the organism in Eukaryota, Metazoa, Chordata, Mammalia, Chiroptera, Mormoopidae. Gene Ontology annotation, biological process: maturation of 5.8S rRNA; maturation of LSU-rRNA. The coding region runs from base 18 to 857 and encodes 279 amino acids. The record is from RefSeq and is a predicted model, not a curated record. Gene Ontology annotation, cellular component: preribosome, large subunit precursor.
ACUUCCGCUGCAGAAACAUGGCCGCGGCCGUGCAGAACUCACGUGGGGGUAUGGGGAAAAAGCUGAAAAACUCCCUAAAGAAGAAGAAGAAGGUGAAAAUGAUAGCCAAGGCUGUAGCACCGGAGCUGGAAGACGAGAACAAAGACCCUGACGGCAUUGGAGGCUCCCCAGGCAGGCGCGGAUCUGAUGAGGAAGCGGUGGAGGCUGACAAUGAGGAUGAAGUCGACCCCCGGGACAGUGACAGCGAAGGCGCUGCAGACGCCCGCGUGGGCGCCAACGCGGGCUGGGCAGACGCCAUGGCCAAGGUCCUGAACAAGAAGACGCCUGCGAGCAAGCCCACCAUCCUGGUCAGAAGCCGAGAGCUGGAGAAGGAGAAGGAGCAGUUGAAGCAGGAGAGGCUGGAGAAGAGGAAGCAGCUCGAUAAGAAGCGGGAAUGGGAAAUGAUGUGCAGAGUCAAGCCAGAUGUGGUCGAAGACAAAGAAACGGAGAGGAACCUUCAGAGGAUUGCAACGAGGGGUGUCGUGCAGCUGUUCAAUGCUGUUCAGAAGCAUCAGAAGAACGUCGACGAGAAGGUUAAGGAAGCUGGCGGCUCUGUCAGGAAGCGCGCCAAGUUGAUCUCCACUGUUUCCAAGAGGGACUUCAUCAGCGUUCUGAGAGGGAUGGACGGACGGGCAGACGAACCGGGUUCCACGGGCACGAACUCAAAAGCCAAGCAGACCGAAGCGAAAGAAGACGGCCCGGGCUGGACCAUCCUCCGCGACGACUUCAUGAUGGGAGCGUCCAUGAAGGACUGGGACAAAGAGAGCGACGGGCCCGACGGCGGCGGCCCGGGACCGGGGAGCGACACCGAUGCCUGACGCUGCGUGCGCAGGCGGCGCCGUCCGCGCGCAGUCGUUCUGUUUCCCGGAGAGAGACGCUCGCGCCCCGGGAGCGGGGCGGGUAGGGCCCGUGGGUCACGCAGCCGAGGGCCUUCCCGGUUACCAGCUCUGGCGCGUCCCGUUUUCCCGGAAACUUUGCUGAAACUGUGUUUUCAAACUUUGUAUGAUUUUAAGCAUUGUAUCAACCUGUCCAGCGAGAUGCACACUUUGCCACGAUCAUUAUCGGUGUACAUACUGGCCAUUGAUAUUUGGUAUUUUGUUUCAUUGUUCCCAGUGUUUCUAGAAAGGCAAUAUUCUUUAUAAUUAAAAUGAACUUCUUGAAGUUAAUAUUUUUCAACUGACAGUCCUGUGUACUUAGAGUUUUGGGGGAAGGUUUGGUGUUGGUUUUGGUGAGAGCUUUUGAGAAAACUGUAAGUAGUAAAAUUUAAAAUAUAUUUCUGAUUUGGGGUAAUGAUUUUAUUUCCUAAGAUAUU